Messenger RNA from Symbiodinium sp. CCMP2592, 4218 nucleotides. Lineage: Eukaryota; Dinophyceae; Suessiales; Symbiodiniaceae. The record is from the annotation of a GenBank genome assembly.
AUGUCGCAAGCCCUUGUCCCGAGAGACGGGAAUGAUUUCAAAGCUGCCUUGGACACCCUGUCCUUGAACUUUUCUCUGGCGCCGGAGAUUCAAGCUCGGUUGUUGAGUGACGGGUUGUCCCACUUGGAGGAGCUUCGCUUCUUCUUCGACAACGAGGAGCAUGUGGGCCGGUGGGUCGCCAAGCUUAGCCUGGGUGAUAAGACCAUGCUGGAGACCUCUCGCCUCAGGCGUGCGUGGGCAGCCGUCCGGCUCUACUUCUCUACGUCAGAGCAAGAUCGGUCUAGGGUGGCUCUUACGGACCUGGAUACCCUCCUCGAGGACUCCGAACUGCGCGAUGUGAAGCUCGCGUUUUGGAAGCGCUAUCGUAUGCGGUUCCCCGCCGAGGUGCAUCCGGCAGACUCUCUCCUCUCUCGGGACUCUCGGGUCUCCCGGGAGAUCAACAAACGCAUGCUUUGCGUGUACGCCAUCUGGAAGGUACGAUCGCUCUAUUUUCAGCUUACAACGGUGCAGCGUAAGCGGAAGUUGGGCGAUAACCUGUUUACUGAGGAGCCCGACACUGAGGAGGCAGUCACCAAAGAUGCCGAUACAUACCUUGAUAAGCUGUACACGCUGCUUUUGGCCUACUCGAUGGCAAUGGUGUUCCCACUGCCGGGUGUCGAUAUGAGCAAGGAAGCGGCUUUGAGCGCUUCUUCUGCCGAGUUCGUCGGUGUCCCCCUGGAUGACGUGGAGGAGCGCAGCGAGUGGGUCACGAGGUUCCGAGAGGGCAACUCUUCCCUCGGGCUUAUUAUUAAGCAGGUCAUGGAAGCUCGUGACGCGCGCUGGGUGGUUACAAGUGCUGCUCUUUCAGUCGGCCCGGGAGAGACCCAGGUCGCGGCAGGUACAGCCAUCCCGCCUCCGCCGGUGCCACAGGUUUCCCACUUUCGGGAGGGACCCAAAGUGGGUGGUAAGCGAGUGGCGGCGGUGCUCAAAGAUGGAACCAAGCUUUGCCCCGAUUUUCAGUCAGGCAAGUGCAAAGGUCUCAAGAUCGACGACCAGAGACGGGUUUCCAAGGACAACUGCGCUUGCCAGUUCGUGCUGGAGGAGCAGCAGCGCAUCCUAGAGCGCGGUGGCGGCGCCAUUCGGGAGAAUCCCAACAACAGCUUACAUUGGUGCAUCCCCCAGGAGGCAGAGAUGUGGGCAUCUGACCAGUGGUGGGACACUCGGUACGAUGCUUGCUGUUUUAUGGGAGCACGGCGGAAGAGGCAGCGCCUCCGGCACAACAUCUGGGAGCUGACCCAGGGCCCUUCCUUGCUGUGCCACCAUACGCACCACCCACAGGAGUGGCAGCCCUGGGAGGCGAAUGGGCGCGUAGUCUAUCCUUCCAAGGAUGAGGCGGAGUACACCGCCCCGCUCGCAUUUCACAUUGCCUGUGUCGGCCGGCGUGAGCAUUGGCUGGAGAUUGACUCCCGGGCCUUGCGGGAAUGGGCUAUGUCGUGCUUGGCUAUUACCCUCGGCCUUCGUCCUAUCGACCCGGGUGAGGCAGCCCGUGUCCCCGUGCGAGUGGAAGUAGCCUCGGUGCUCCGGGAGGACAAGUCCUUACCCCCCGAUGUGAUCUAUGUGGGGCGAGGCCAUCGUUCCCACAGACUGCCGGUGACACAGUGGGCUUCACCGUUCGUCUCGGGCCACAACUGCGACGCCGAUGAGUGGCUGGCCCUGUAUACGGAUCUGGUGCAGCUCGAAGGGCGUACCCUGGCCUGCGAUUGUGCGCUCAAUCAGGUUUGUGAAGGCGAUCUCCUGGCAGGCCUCGUGUUCGAUGCCGGGCGCCCUCAGGGCAUACCCCAUCAGGGUGCAGCAGGUCGGCCGCGCCGAGCUGCACAGAAGCGAAGUCGCCGCGUCUUGCUGGCGGCGGCUGCCUCAGCCCUUCCUACCCCAGUGGGGGCGAUGAUUCCAUAUCUGCAUCAAGAUUCAGUGGUGGCCACUUUUCAGUCAUUCUUUCCUGGUGUGGAGUGGGGCGACUUCCGCUUCCCCAUGGUCCAGGAUCUGGUCAAUGCACCCCCGUUUACUGAUUACGUGCAAUGGUGCCGCGAUCGGCAUGAGGAGUGGGAUGGACCACUCUUGCCGCAGCUGGUGAGUGCUCAGCAGCGCCAGUGGCAGCGCACUGCCGAGGGCCAGCAGGUCGGUGCCGUGGCCCACCGUGCCGCAUUGCCUCCCGCCCUUCCUUUCGGCCUCCAACCCGACGUGCAUUUCGAUCUCGCCCUUGAGCUUGCCAGGUACCCCACUCCGUUCGAGCAGCCUCCCGCCCUCGAUCUGGAUCUUUGCUAUGCGGCCGAGGUGACGGCCAGCAAGCGGGGGAGUCUUCGCGAGUGGCGCAGGGCUUCUCUCGGGGCUAUCCGAGAGCUCAAGAGGCGCUGGGCUGGCGUGGAUUCUCGACUCCGGGCGAGCCAGCAGGCCCCUCUCCGGCGAGUGACGCGGAAGAGGGAUAUUGGACUGCUGGCGCUGCUGUGCCUUUUGGUGUCGUGGGGUGACCCGACGCUUCCGCAUGAUUUUCUUUUCGGGAUGGCGGCAGUCGGCACAGCCCCGGUCUAUGGGGUGUUCCCCCUUCAGUCAGCGCGUGACAUCUCUCAUGCAGAGGUGCUGGCUGAUGCCUCGGCGUCGAACGCUCGGGUGCGCGCGAGUUUGCGUCCGGGGCGGGACGAUGCGUUCCUGUUGGAGCAGAGCCUUCGUGAUGCCGAGAGCGGGUUUUGCUCCGAGCCACUCCGUUACCCACAGCUCCUUCGAGCAGUUGGUGGUCUUCCCUUUCGCCUGAUCCCACGCUGCGUCAUCACACAAAGCAGCGGCAAGCAGCGUAUAAUCGACAACGCCGACACAGGCGGCCAAUCGGAGCUGAGCUCGGACCCAAAUAAGCUUGUCUUGUGUUCCCCAUUGCGGCCGGCGCAGCAUGCGGCGGCUUUGCUUGCUUGCCUUGAUGAGUCGUCUCGCCAGCGGGCUGCUGCCGAAGAUGCUCUUGAAGGUGGGGGCGAGGACUGGCCCGAGGCCUACCGCCACUACCCCAUGGAUGGCGCCUCAUCCAGGUGCUGUGUUGUGGUGUGGUGGCACACAGACUGGGGUGAGCCAGCCUAUCAGCUCUACACUGGCUUGCUGUUUGGCCUCCCUUUGGCGGUUACGAGCUUCAACAGAUACAGUAGGGCGGCUGAGGCCUUGGGCCGGCGCCUUCUUGCCAUUCUUGUCUCCAUGUAUUUCGAUGACGCUCACCUUACAGACUGGGCUUCAUCCAAGGGCUCCGCGCAGUCUAGCUUCGGGGGUUUGAACGCCUGUCUGGGCUCGCCUUUCGCCCCCGCCAAGCGCCAGCCGAUGGCCUUGACAGGCACGUUCCUGGGCCUCAACUUUGAUUUCGAGGGCUGUCUCCAUUCUGGUGUCGUGCGUUUCUUCGUUCGUGAUCGGCUGGUGUCCAAGGUGCAUGACAUGUUGGAUCAGGCUGUCUCUUCAAACUCCCUUUCCCCAGGCCUCGCAGCUAAGCUCUAUGGGACCUGUAACUUCCUUGAGCAAGGGAUGUAUGGGCGAGUUGGCGCCGGUGGGCUUCGCGCGAUUCGCGAACGCUCGGAUGAAGGUGGCCGGGAGCUGACCCCGCCAAUCCUUGCUUGUUUCUCUCUCAUACGAGCGGUUCUGGCGGUGCGGCCAGAGCGGGAGUUCGAGGUAUUGCGUCGACCCGUCGCCCGUUUCUGUGCUGCGAGUGACGCAGCGGAGGACAUCCCCGGGGCGGGAUCCGGUGGUUUCCACCUAGUCUGGCUUGAUUCCACGGAAGUCCGAGAGAGCUUCAUAGCCCACAUAGGUCCAGAGGUAUAUGCUCAGUUCACUCCAGGGGAGCAUAAAAUUGCCCAACUCGAGUUGGCGAUGGUGUUGUAUGCCCUUGCUGUUCGGGCCCCCUCUUUUCGUGGGCGGCGUGGCUACUGGUAUAUUGACAAUGUGGCCGCCCUGAUGUCCCUCAUCAGAGGCCGAUCGAGUUCUCCCGACCUCGAAUGCCUGGCGCAGCUGAUUCACAUUGCGAUGUUUGCACUGCGCACUUCUUUCUUCUUUGAGUACAUUCCGUCGAAGACGAACUGGGCUGACGCAGUCAGCCGCAUCGGCUUCGCCGAAUUAUGGCUCCACCAGCGUGGCUUUUCCUGUCACGUUGCUUCUUUUCCCUUUCAGCUCGUGGGUCUCCCUUUCCUCGCCGUGCUGCGGGUGUUCGAGUUUCUGUGA